GGCUAGCACAGCAUAAAAAGUACUCGGUUUGUUAGCCAACAACUAAAGGUUAACGUUGUAGCUGUGAGCACCCAAGAUGUGCAAUUGUCUUGCGGUUUGCAGAACAAACCGUGUAGUUAUUUAGCUAGUGUGGGUUGCUUAGAUUAUCUCUAACUGAACGCUAGCAAAUCAAGGCGGGUUGCAGCCUGUUUAUCUGCUAGUAUGGAGUCUGACGACGAUGUGCCUCUCAUCUUGACCUGGGACGAAGCAAACAGCGGUCUGCUCAACGAGGAGACAGAGAGGGGAGACGAGAACGGAGGUGGAGGCAACUAUGACAUAGUGAACAAUGCUGUUAUCUCAACACCUGGGCCACAAAACCAUAGAGCCCAAAGUGUGUCAUUACGGCAAAGCUGGGAGAUGAACUACCAAGAGGCAGCCAUCUACCUGCAGGAAGGAGAGAACAAUGAUAAGUUCUUCACCCACCCUCGAAACCCAAAGGCAUUGGCAGCGUACCUGUUUGCCCACAACCACUUGUUCUACAUGAUGGAGCUGCUGACAGGCCUGCUGCUGAUGAUGUUGUCACUGUGCGAAGCUCCCGCUGUGCCCUCACUGCGCCUGGAUGUAUACGUCCAUGCCACUCUGGAGCUGUUGGCUUUGGUUAUGGUAGCAUUUGAGCUAUGCAUGAAACUCCGCUGGUUAGGCUUCCACACCUUCAUACGACACAAGAGGACCAUGGUGAAGACGUGUGUGUUGCUGCUACAGUUUGUGGAGGCCAUAGUGGUUCUGAUCAGACAGACGUCUCAUGUGCGAGUGACCAGAGCUCUCAGGCCGAUAUUCCUGGUGGACUGCAGAUACUGUGGUGCCGUGCGCAGAAACUUGCGUCAGAUCUUCCAGUCCCUCCCACCUUUUAUUGACAUCCUCCUGCUGUUGCUUUUCUUCAUGGUUAUAUUUGCUAUGUUGGGUUUCUGCCUUUUCUCUCCCAACACUGCUGACCCGUACUUCAACACUCUGGAGAACAGCCUCGUCAGUCUUUUUGUGCUGUUGACCACAGCAAAUUUCCCUGAUGUGAUGAUGCCAGCGUACUCCAAGAACCGCUGGUCCUGCGUCUUCUUCAUUGUUUACCUCUCCAUAGAGCUUUACUUCAUCAUGAACCUGCUCCUGGCAGUCGUGUUUGAUACAUUUAAUGACGUUGAGAAGAUGAAGUUUAAAUCUCUUCUGCUACACAAACGCUCUGCUAUCGACCAUGCCUUCCAGCUGUUAGUUAGCCGACAGAGGCCGAUGGGUGUGUCGCUGAAACAGUUUGACGGUCUGAUGCGUUUUUACCGACCACGCAUGUCUGCGAGAGACCGCUUCCUCACCUAUAAAGCUCUUAACACCUCAGGGGCUCCUAUGCUCAGUCUACAGGACUUUUAUAAGUUCUAUGAGGUCACUGGCCUUAAAUGGAAGGCACGACGCAGUGGAGAACAUUGGUUUGAUGACCUUCCACACACGACCUUCCUCAUUUUCAAAGGGAUCAACCUGCUGGUGAAGUCUAAAGCCUUCCAAUAUGCCAUGUAUGUGGUGGUGGCCAUCAAUGGUGUGUGGAUCCUAGUGGAGACGUACACACUGAAUAGUGGAUUUUCCUGGUCCAGAUUUGUUCCCUGGAGUUACAUUGUUUUCCUGACCAUUUAUGGUGUAGAGGUGUUAUUGAAAAUAACAGGUUUGGGGCCAAUGGCUUAUUUCAGCUCUGGGUGGAAUCUGUUUGACUUCUCAGUGACAGUGUUUGCCUUCCUGGGCCUCAUUGCACUUGCCUUCGAUAUGGAGCCAUUUUACUUUAUUGUAGUGCUCAGACCACUUCAGCUACUCCGGUUGUUUAAGAUAAAGCAGAGGUAUCGUAAUGUCUUGGAUACCAUGUUUGAGCUCUUCCCCAGGAUGGCAAGUCUGGGGUUGACUUUAAUCAUCUUCUAUUACUCCUUUGCAAUUGUGGGAAUGGAGUUCUUUGCAGAUGUGGUUUACCCCAACUGCUGCAACACCAGCACAGUCGCAGACUCCUACAGACAGAUCAACGUCACAUAUGGCAAUAAAACAGUGUUGGAAGAAGGCUACUAUUAUCUCAAUAACUUCAACAACAUCCUCAGCAGCUUUGUGACUCUGUUUGAACUGACUGUGGUCAAUAACUGGUACAUCACCAUGGAAGGAGUGACCUCUAUGACAAGCCACUGGAGCCGUCUGUACUUCAUGACCUUUUACAUAGUUACCAUGGUGGUGAUGACCAUCAUUGUGGCGUUCAUUCUGGACGCGUUUGUGUUCCGCAUGAACUACAGCCGCAAGAACCGGGAACCACUAGAGAACCCAGAGGAUGAGAACGGAAUCGUGUUUGAAGUAGAGGUGAGUCGAGAUGAAGCUCUAGCCACUCUAGAGCUGUACAAACAGACAUGUCCAGGACAGUCAUCCCUCAGCUCUCUACAGGGAGUCCUACAAGCUAUGGACAGGAGUGGGCACUCGUCUCUGGUGUACCUAGGUCGCAGGUCUAGGACGAAGAGUGACCUCAGCAUGAAAAUGUAUGAGGAAGAGAUGCAGGAGUGGUAUGCAGAGUAUUCAAGGGAAAACCUGCCUCAACCAGACCAAAGCCUGGAGCGGAAUCUGGACAGUCCUGUCUCUGACCCGUCUCCCUUCCCAGAGCCACAGCUCAACUCACAGACUGGACCUCACAGCAUCAACUAACGCAGUUUGCAAGCGGUACAUACACACCACCAUCUCAGCGUUUUAUUAAUGCUAAGAAACCCCAUCACUCCAGGUCUUUUCCAGUUGCCCCACACUCACUGUUUGCAACAGUGAGAAACUUGCCCGGGGUCUUUCGGACUGAUGUGAGAGGGAGAUGAGUGAAUGUCACUGCAGACAGGAAGACAGCAGUACAGGUCUAUUGCUCUGACGGGAGCGUUGAGCGUUGCCCCUUUUUUCUGGCCUUUUAAAGACUGCCGCAAAUGUUAUGAGGGAGCCUGUACUACCACAGUAUGUUGUGUACGUGUACUGCUGUAGGCCUUUUGUGAAUUCUAGUAAAUCAUGUAGUACUUAAACCUGAUGCCUUAGUUUAAUGGCUCAUCCGAUCAGUAUUAACACAGACACUACUAAGCUGUCCUAAGACCAAAAGUAUAAAGACUUACACUCCUUUUAGCUCAAAACAAUUACAGUGUAUCUCCUAACUAAUGUCUCAAUGGACUCAAAGUGUUUUACUUUUAUAUAACUUCUUAUUCUGUAAUGUAUUUGAGUUAGUUAAUAAGGGAUUUUAAUAAACUGUUCGAAUUGUCAAGUG
Messenger RNA from Seriola aureovittata, 3271 nucleotides. It is a transcript of the gene tpcn1, whose product is annotated as two pore segment channel 1. The record is from RefSeq and is a predicted model, not a curated record. Bases 202 to 2682 code for a protein of 826 amino acids. Gene Ontology annotation, molecular function: monoatomic ion channel activity; voltage-gated channel activity. The transcript has 26 exons. Gene Ontology annotation, biological process: monoatomic ion transport; transmembrane transport. Lineage: Eukaryota; Metazoa; Chordata; Actinopteri; Carangiformes; Carangidae. Gene Ontology annotation, cellular component: endosome membrane; lysosomal membrane.